This is a messenger RNA of Clunio marinus, 2099 nucleotides long. NCBI's taxonomy places the organism in Eukaryota, Metazoa, Arthropoda, Insecta, Diptera, Chironomidae. The record is from the annotation of a GenBank genome assembly.
AUUCCUUUAAAGUUUUUAAGUCUAUGCUGAAUUCUACUGAGUAGUAAACUUACAUUUUUAUUGUAAUAUUUUAGGUUGUUUCAGAGGCAAGAACUAUAUUUUGAUUGCUAAUUCAACGUAUUAAGUGACAUAAAUAAAAUCUUCAAUAAAAGAAGAUGACAAAUAAUGUUCGAUGCUAUUUUGAUAUAUCGUUAAGCUCAGUUUCACUUGGAAGAAUCGUCUUUGAACUCUUCAACGAUGUCUGUCCAAAAACAUGUGAAAACUUUCGAGCGCUUUGUAGCGGCGAAAAAGGAAUCGGAAAAACUUCCGAAAAGCAUUUGUAUUAUAAAGGUAUCAUUUUCCAUCGGGUUGUCAAGAACUUUAUGAUCCAGUCAGGUGACUUUGUGAACGGAAAUGGAACUGGCGGCGAGUCAAUUUAUGGUGGAACAUUCGAUGAUGAGAAUCUGACAUUGAAGCAUGAUCAACCGUAUUUGUUGUCGAUGGCGAAUCGUGGCAAGAACACAAAUGGAAGCCAAUUUUUCAUAACAACUGCACCUGCUCCUCAUUUGGAUAAUAUUCAUGUUGUGUUUGGGCGUGUUGUGACGGGACAAGAUGUUGUAAGACAAAUCGAAAAUUUACCUGUUGAUCGCAACUCGAGACCGCUAGAAGAGCCGAUGGUGAAAACUUGUGGAGAACUCAUAAAGCAAGUCAAAGCUAAAAAAGAGAAGAAAAAAAAGAAGAUUGCAGCAAGCAGUGGAACUGACUCAAGCGAUUCUUCAUCAGCACCGGAUAAGAAAAAGAAGAAGAAAAAAUCAUCUAAGAAAUCAAAGAAAGCUUCAAAAGAGAAGAAAAAUGAAUCAGUGGAGGAAGGGGAACUGGAAUCUGACAAUGAAAUGUUAAAUCCGAUGGUGUCAGUCACAAAAAUCGAUCCAAGUGAAAUUCCAGAAGUUUCUCAUAAAUUUUUGAUGCGUGGCGAUCGUUCGCAUGAUGUGAAAACAGUUGCAAAUAAGAAUGGUGAAGGAAUGAAAGAACGUAACUUUGGAUGGUCCAAGAAAUCCGUUCCCGUGUCAAGAUCAGGUCGAAUAAUUCGAGGGCGUGGAAAUUUUCGUUAUCGAACACCGUCAAGAUCGCGUUCACGUUCACGUUCAAACACUCCUGAACAUUGGAAAGCAGCACAACGAAAUGUCAUUAAAAUGACAGAUUUCGAACGACUCGAAGAACAGAAGAAAUCGCGAGAAGCUGAACUGGCACGUCGUGCUGAAGAACGUCGAAAACGACACGAAGCUUUGUCAAAAAGUGACGGCAAAAAAUCUUUCUUUGAACUCACUCAAGAUGUUCCACCAUCACCGCAAAUCAUCACAGUUGCAAGCAGUUUAACUCGUCCCGAGAAGUCGCCAUCAGUUGACUUGAAUGCUUUGGAUUAUGAAGAAAGCGACAGCGAUAAAGAAGCACAAAAUUUCCGAAAAGCUGAGGAGAAAAAUGAUAAAAACGGGAAAUCUGAAAGCGUCACAAAAUCACAUCGACGAGAUCGAAGUCGAUCAAAGUCCCGUGGCUCACCAGUUAAUCGUCGCAGCAGAUCCAAUGAUCGUCCAUACAGAGACAGAAGAGAUUUUCGUCCAUUAAAUCGAAAUCGUUUUAAUGACAAUCGUAGAUGGGACAAUAAUCGACGAUAUCGUUUCGAUGACAACCGCUGGGGACAUUCGAAUAAACGUCGAACACGUUCACGAUCACGCUCAAGAAGCCGAAAUCGUUCGAAUCGUCGACGUUCUUCAACACCUCGUCAUAAACGAGAAGCAAAACGAACUCAAUCACCACCGAAAGCGUCAAAAAGUAUUGAACGUAAACCAACUCAAGUUGAUACUCAAGUCAAGACGAAAGACGAGGCUGACGACAUUGCUGAACUUGAACGACGAGUUUUAGCUGCAAAGAAAGUGUUAGAAGUUAUGGUGAAAGGGAAAUUAAAGGAAAAGUCGAAGUCACGUUCAUCAUCUUCGUCGUCAUCAGCAUCAGCAGCAGUAUCAGAAUCAUCAGAAGGCAAGCGACAAGCAAGAAAACGUUCAAGUCGUUUCACAAGUUAAUUAUGCUUUCUUUUUUCACUUUUAUUGCAUUCUUUUCAAAAA